Messenger RNA from Penicillium cataractarum, 3954 nucleotides. RefSeq lists its product as uncharacterized. Gene Ontology annotation, molecular function: P-type ion transporter activity; ATP binding; ATP hydrolysis activity. The record is from RefSeq and is a predicted model, not a curated record. Gene Ontology annotation, biological process: intracellular calcium ion homeostasis. Bases 1 to 3954 code for a protein of 1317 amino acids. Gene Ontology annotation, cellular component: membrane. The transcript has 21 exons. NCBI's taxonomy places the organism in Eukaryota, Fungi, Ascomycota, Eurotiomycetes, Eurotiales, Aspergillaceae.
AUGGCCAGUCCCCCGCAGUCCCCGAUGGGGACAGGUCCUAUGGAUCUCUCUAUGCCUCGACCAAGCCGCCGGCGGGACUCCUUGAGGAGCAGGUUUGUGAGUGUGGUGUCCGACGUCGAGAUGGCCCGAAACGAGGUCUUCGACGGCCCUAUCUCCGAAAGUAUCCCUUCAAGCGUGGUCUCAUUCUCGCAUCGCCGUGCCCGAGCUGGAUCCACGGUGAGUUUUACUUAUUUCCAGGAUGAAGAGGUCUUUGCAGAAUGGUCCAAUGAAGAUGCGGUGGACGUGGACAGCGAUCUGGAGGUAGCAUCGCCAGAUGGUCUGGAUGGAGCAGAUCUCGAGUCCCACCGAGGCUCUUUCGUCUCCAAGAGACUGUCCCGAGACUCGGUCGAGCAUCCUCUGCUCUCUCGGUAUCUAUCGGCCAGCUCAUAUGGUCGGGACCGAAGGACGGGCGGUAGACUGAAUCAGAAAGUGUAUAUCGCUUCGGAGGAUCUUACAGCCGUCUUUGCUGGGUUUUCGACGAGCCCAACCGGUUAUGCCGUUUAUCUAACCUUGUGCAUCCUCACUGGCGGACUCGCUUAUCUGCUAUUCCGAUGGCUUCCCCGCUGGCGAGUCAGACUGAUCGGAAAGGCAACACAACUGGCAAAAUGUCAAUGGAUUGCAAUCGAAGACCAAUGGAAUCAGUUCACAAUUCACAAGAUUGAUAAUCAGUCUUACGGGCGCCCAUUGUCAACGGUAUUUGUAGACCCACCGGGGCAUGUCUACGAUGAAGACACCGACCCAACGAUGGUAAAUCUACGGUUCCUUGAUUACAGGCAUAUGCGUUUCUGCUAUCAUCCACUUGAAGACAAGUUUGCCCUGAUCAGUGGCUGGAAGGAUCCAUCUUGGACCAAUGCGAAGGUCAUGCGAGGGGGUCUUGAUGCCGAUGAGCGGGAUAGCAGGGAGCAGAUCUUCGGCCAGAAUGUCAUUGAUAUUCAGCAGAAGACUGUUCCCCAACUAUUGGUCGAUGAGGCCUUUCAUCCAUUCUACAUGUUCCAGGUAGCCAGUCUGUUGCUCUGGUCCAUGGAUGAGUAUUACUACUACGCCGUUUGUAUUUUCCUUAUUUCUGUUUUCAGCAUUGGAACCACCGUGUUGGAGACGAGAUCGACUAUGCGCCGCCUGAGAGAGAUUUCCCUGUUCGACUGUGAUGUGCGUGUUCUAAGAAACGGAUUUUGGAGAUCUGUUUCCUCCCAGGAUCUGGUUCCAGGAGAUGUCUUUGAGUUCUCUGAUCCUUCAUUGAACCAAGUUCCAUGCGAUUGCAUAUUAUUGUCAGGCGACUGUAUCGUGAACGAAAGCAUGCUUACUGGCGAAUCGGUUCCUGUGUCCAAGAUCCCCCUCACCGACGAGGCUCUCAAAUACCUCGAUCUUAGUGCACCUUCCAUUCAUCCCAAUGUUGCCAAGCAUUUCCUCUUCAGCGGAACGAAGGUCAUUCGCGCUCGGCGACCUCAGAAUGUGGAUGAUGACGAAGCUGUUGCGUUAGCAGUCGUUGUGAGAACAGGGUUCUUGACGACCAAGGGUGCAUUGGUUCGCUCAAUGCUUUUCCCGAAACCUUCGGGCUUCAAAUUCUACCGAGAUUCUUUUCGCUAUAUUGCCGUAAUGGGAGUGGUCGCUCUUCUUGGCUUCAUUGCGUCCUUCAUCAACUUCGUCCGACUUGGUCUUGCCUGGCAUCUGAUUAUUGUCCGAGCUCUUGAUUUGAUUACAAUCGUCGUUCCACCUGCGCUCCCUGCGACUCUGACCAUUGGCACGAAUUUUGCCCUUUCGCGUCUGAAGAAGCAGUCAAUUUUUUGUAUCAGCCCGCAAAAGGUCAAUGUUGGCGGAAAACUCGACGUCGUCUGUUUCGACAAGACUGGCACACUCACGGAGGAUGGGCUAGACGUUCUCGGUGCGCGAACGGUUGGCGAAAACCAUAGGUUCUCCGAACUUUUGUCCGAAACAUCUUCCGGCAUUUUAACUCCUCCACCAAAUGCGAAUUCCCCCUUCGAUCUUGAAAAGCAGCGCAAGAUUAUCUACACCAUGGCAACUUGUCACUCUCUUCGAGUUGUGGAUGGCGAACUACUUGGCGAUCCUCUCGAUGUAAAGAUGUUCCAAUUCACUGGAUGGUCAUACGAGGAGGGUGGUGGUCACCCUUCUGAGCAGACAAGCCCUAAAUUCGACAACAUCGUUCCAUCUGUUGCGAAGCCCCCGGUAACUCAUGGGGGCGAUAGCCAACCGAAUGGGCCAAAUAUUCCCGUCGAACUCGGAGUCCUUCGAAACUUUGAAUUCGUUUCGCACCUCCGCCGUGCCAGUGUGGUUGUCAGACAGUUUGGAGACAAUGGCGUAAACUUCUUUGUUAAAGGCGCACCCGAAAGUAUCAAGGACAUCUGCAUACCCGAGUCCCUUCCUUCCGAUUAUGACGAGCUGUUGAAUUACUACACUCACAAGGGAUACCGUGUGAUUGCCUGUGCCACCAGAUACGAGCGCAAGCUCAGCUGGAUGAAGGUACAAAAGUUGACACGUACCGAAGCUGAAAGCAACUUGGAAUUCGCUGGCUUCAUCAUCUUUGAGAACAAGCUGAAGAGCACUACCACCCAGGUAAUUUCUGAGCUCAACCAGGCUGGUAUUCGCAAUGUCAUGUGCACAGGCGACAACAUUUUGACUGCGGUCAGUGUUGCUCGCGAAUGCAAGAUGAUUGGGCCUAGCGAACAGUGUUUCAUCCCACAUUUUGUUGAAGAACCCGGCCUCGUUACCAAGACUUCUCUUUGCUGGGAAAGUGUGGACGAUCCAGAUCUCACCCUCGACCCGAGAACGCUUCUGCCCACAGAGACCACUUCAGAAACUGAUGUAUCCAUUCCUGGAAUUGCCUUGAACGAGCGUAAUUACUGUAUUGCGGUCACUGGUGAUGUGUUCCGCUGGAUGAUUGAUUUCGAAAACGAGGAUGUGCUCAACAGGAUGCUGGUCAUUGGUAAAGUGUUUGCCCGGAUGUCACCAGACGAAAAGCAUGAACUUGUCGAGAAGCUUCAGUCCAUCGAUUACUGUUGUGGCUUCUGCGGAGACGGUGCGAAUGACUGUGGUGCUCUGAAAGCCGCAGAUGUUGGCAUUUCUCUGUCAGAUGCUGAGGCCUCCGUUGCUGCGCCUUUCACCAGCCGGCAAUUCGACAUUUCUUGCGUUCCAAAAUUGAUCCGUGAGGGACGAGCUGCCUUGGUGACCAGCUUCUGCUGUUUCAAGUUCAUGAGUCUUUAUUCAGCCAUUCAGUUCUCCACCGUCAGCUUCCUCUAUACAUCGGGGUCCAAUCUUGGCGACUUCCAGUUCUUAUUCAUCGACUUGGCUCUCAUCAUGCCCAUUGCCAUUUUCAUGGGCUGGACUGGUCCAUAUCCUACCCUUUCUCGCAAACGGCCCACGGCGGAUCUUGUCUCACGAAAGGUCCUUACGCCCUUAUUGGGACAGAUUAUCCUGGUUGUCCUCGGCCAGUUGGCUAUUUUCAAAACCGUCCAAUUGCAGCCUUGGUAUCUACCUCCUCAGCUCGACGUAGAGAAAAGCAACAUUGUGAACUCGCAAAAUACGGCGCUGUUCCUGUUCUCCUGCUUCCAGUACAUCCUGACCAGCGUUGUCCUCAGCGUUGGCCCGCCGUUCCGGCAGCCAAUGACCCAAAAUGCUCCUUACUUGUGUACCAUUAUCAUUGAUCUUGGCAUUGCGGGCUACAUGCUCUUCCGCCCCUCCGAGUGGGUUACGAGCGUGAUGGAAUUGACCUUCAUGUCGGAUGGCUUCCGCAGCUGGGUUGUGGCAUUGGCACUUGGGGCAUUUGCGAUUGCAUUGACGGCCGAGAUGAUUGCUUUCCCUCGUCUGGCUCGCAUCAUUGGCCACAUCCGCGCUCGCCUGCAGCCCAACUACCGCAAAAAGCGCCGCCAGUACAAGGUUCUAUUGGAGCAGAUGCGCCUGUGA